AUGGGUUCCGAAAUGGACACUUUCGCCGCUCGCCUGGCCAGCUUUGAUCUUGUGUUGAAGCCUGAGAAACGCAGAUCUUCCGGCGCAAAGACACCAAAGGCGAUUACAUGGCCGCAUCAGCGACCUUCGCCAGCUGAGUUGGCGCACGCCGGGUUCUUCUACAAGCCAUACGAGACGAAUCCCGACAACACAACAUGUUUCGAAUGUCACAGGGCGCUAGAUGGCUGGGAGGAGGAAGACAACCCCAUCACCGAACAUCUCAAGCAUGCGCCUGACUGUGGAUGGGCCAUUAUGAUGGACAUUCAACAAAACAGUUCCAACCCUUCUUCUAUCGAAGACCCCACAAACGAGCGUAUCACACAAGCACGAGCGUCGACAUUCGGGUCAGCCUGGCCACAUGAUGGGAAACGAGGCUGGCUCACAAUAGUACAGAUGGUUGAGGGUGGAUGGUAUUUUUGUCCGACGGAAGAGAGCAACGAUCUGGCCAGCUGCGCUUAUUGCAAGUUGUCUCUGGACGGAUGGGAGCCCAAGGAUGAUCCUUUUGAGGAACAUUACCGCCGCUCUUCAGAUUGUUCAUUCUUUGUGUUCGCCCAGCCCCCAGGAAAGAAGGGCAAAGGACGUGCUAAGAAAUCUCGUGUUUCCAAAGCAACAUCUCGUCUUUCGACUCAGUCAGUUGGCACAGUUGCCUCCGAAACGCCCGAGGUCGAUAUGGACGACUCAAUGGACCAGAGCAUGAUGUCCCAAUCUACUACGAAAUCGAAACCUACAAAGAAGGCACCCAAAGGAAAGGGCAAGGGAGCUAAAAGCAAGAAGGAAGAACAAGCGGAGGUCGAAAUAGAGACCGAAAGUGCAGAGGUUGCUGAGCCAGAGCCUGCCAAGGCCAAACGUAUAGGCCGGGGAAAGAAGAGGGCCAGUGAGGAUAUCAGCAAGGAAGAAUAUGACCUAGAGCCAAUUGCUUCGGAGAAACCAGAGCAGGUACAGCCGGCUGAAGAACCCCCUGCCAAGAGACGGGCAACAAGAACACGAAGCAGCAGCAUUUCUCGUAAUUACAACUACGAACGCAGUGACUCAGCAAUGCCUGAUGCAGACACGGUGGAUGACGGUGCUUCGGAGGAAGAAACAAGGAGGGGUCGCAAGCCCACAAAGAAGAAAGCUUCCAAGGCCCGUAAGGUCUCUGAUGUCUCCGUUGCAUCAAAACCUACUUCAAAGGCUCGUGCUCCUCGCGAUUCGGAGAUAGAAGCAGAAAUCGAAGCAGGCCUCGAUGCUGAUCCCGAACCUGUUGAGGCUCAACCUGAACCCAAGCCAGAGCAGGAGCCAGAGCAGCCACAUGCUUCUAAGAAGUCCAAAACAACCAAAAAAUCCAAGGCUGUGGCAAAGUCCCCCGAGCCCAUCCCGCGGGAGCAAAUGGACCAUGCGGCUGAGGAGGAUCAUACGGAACUUCAAGCCGAGCCAGCCCCCGAGGAGGUACCUGAGCCGCCACCUCCCAAGACCAAGACGGCCAAGGGAUCCAAGAAGAAGGGAACAAAGAAGGCCAAGGCCGAAGAGCCAAAAGCAGAGUCACCAGAACCCCAGGAAUUUUUGGAACCUAUGGUAGCCGAUGAUAGAUAUGAGCCGGAGCGCCAUGAAUCUUUUAUCUCUGUGGAAAUCAUUAACAAAGAGCCUGGGCCUUCACCUAAACCUGAAGAAUCCGCACAGCAACCUGAAGAAUCUGUUGCUAAGUCGAAGAAGAAAGGCUCCAAGAAGAAAGACGUACCGGCACCCAAGGAGAAGAAGUCCAAGAAAGCUGAGAAGAAAGAGCCACCUCCGCCUCCCGAAUCCCCAAUCGUGGAACAUGAGAUCGAGCCAUCCGUUGACGAACAGGAUGAUGGAUUUGAGACAGCGGAUGAUUUGCCUGAUCAGAUUGAGUUAGUCCAGCCUCCUCCAGAGUCUUCUCCACAGCAACAACGAUCGCAUCGAACAACACCCAACUUGCCACCAAAAACCGCGAAAAGAUAUAGUGAUAUUCCCCAGGAAGAGCACCUCGCGGAAACCAUCGCUCAUUCUUCCCCUCAUGAUAUGCGCAACUCUCGACAAUCUGACCGGGCUGUCUCUCCACUGCCAUCGACUCACCGGAGUACGCCUUCCAUGUCUCCGCAGUCAUCCGAUGCUGAGAACAGACCUCCAUCGUCACGACCUUCGGCAUCUCGUGCAAAUGAUCAAUCAACACCCAAGGAGCCCAAGUUCCGAGCCACUCUGACAGCUAGUACUCCGUCUCCAUCUAAGCGGAAUGUCAAUGCUGGAUUCGGGCCUUCGGGUCAUCCGUGGACUCCAAUUGAUAUCGAUGAGGCUCUCUUCGGAGACAACAGCGACAAGGAGAAUGCCGACCUGGCUAGCCUUUUCAGGGGUGUUAAGGGCGGACUGACCAGCCCGGAGAAGAAGAUGACGGUCCAGGAAUGGAUCGCAUGGAAUGCGAAGAACGGCGAAGAACGCUUGAAAAGAGAAUGUGAGCGACUUGUCGGUCAAUUUGAGAAGGAAGGCGGCCGAGCAAUGCAACGGAUAGAAGCGAUCGAGUGCAUCGACUAA
This is a messenger RNA of Penicillium antarcticum, 2562 nucleotides long. RefSeq names its product baculoviral IAP repeat-containing protein. Lineage: Eukaryota; Fungi; Ascomycota; Eurotiomycetes; Eurotiales; Aspergillaceae. Bases 1 to 2562 code for a protein of 853 amino acids. The record is from RefSeq and is a predicted model, not a curated record. The transcript is spliced from 4 exons.